GAGAGUUCAUCAUGGCGACUAUGAGACAUGUGCGGCUUCUGUCGCUAACGUCAAAAUUGAUAUUGCGAGAUUCCCUUAACUUAAAUGUAACUGUUACAGAGAAUAUCUCCAGAAGAUGUCUACAUGCUGCAUCCCGAAAUUAUCCACAGUCAUCCAGCAUUUUCAGCAAAACUCAAAGUACCAACCUUAAUGUGUUUAAGAGAUGUCAGGCCCCAGUAUGGAGUGUUUGUGGAGUGCAGCGUCACAAUAGCACAGAAACCUCUACAAAUAUAUCGGAACUAGUACCAGAGCAAGAUAGUUUUAUUCCUGAUCCUCCAGAUUUGCCAUCAUAUGUACCUGUCUCCGAGCUUCCACUCAAUGCUCUUGGGGAACCAACAUUGCAGAGCUUGGGACUCGGAAGUAAUUGGCCUGCAGGCCUGUACCAGCAAAGCCUAGAAUUUCUACAUGUUGAAGGAAUUCCCUGGGUAGCAGCCAUAGGCAUAGUUACAGUAGCAGUAAGGUUUGCAAUGUUCCCACUGAAUGUCAUGGUGCAAAGAAAUGCUGCCAGGACACAAAAUGCAGCCCCAAAGCUUUCUGCAAUCAAUGACAAAAUUUUUAGAGCACAAAAAAGUGGAAAUAGGCUUGCAUUACUAAAAUGUAAUGAAGAAUUGCGAGAAACUAUGAAGACAGAGAAUGUACAUCCGUUAAAAAACUUUGCUGUUUUAUUUGCCCAGGCACCGAUAUUUAUGACAGUGUUCACAGGCCUGAGAGGGUUGACCAAUUUGCCGGUGGAGAGUAUGAAAACUGGGGGCAUGUGGUGGAUUACAGACAUAACAGUCCCAGAUCCAGUGUUUAUCCUGCCCGUGCUCACCGCCUUCACGUUAUAUAUGACAAUUAAGCUUGGAUCUGACACAGGUGUGGCAUUAGACGAAACGAGUAAGAGGAUAAAACAGAUGGUGCAGAUCCUUCCCCUAAUUACUCUAGUCCUCAUCGCUAAGUUUCCUGCAGCGCUGUGUUUUUACUGGUUAACAUCGAACACAUACUCCCUUUUUAUGGUCCUUUUCUUCAAAAUAAAACCUGUCCGCAAGUUUUUCAAGAUACCCGGAGAGGCAGUCAAUACCUGAACCAGUAGUGGAAUAUCCUGGAGAGAAACCCAGCAAGAGAGGAUUUGUAGAAACUUUUCAGGAAGGAGUAAGGAUAUCAGAAAAGGUUCUUGAAUAUGAGUCAAGAAAACAAGUUGGUGCUAUGACACUAAAAGACAAACGUACCAAAAAAGGCAUGUCAACUUCCACGAGUAGUAAAAGUAGUACUGAAAAGCAAGCUAAGGAAAAAGGAAAAUGAUUACAAAAUUGUUUAAUUGUAUAAAAUAAUGCCAGAGGACAACCUUACCUGUAGAGAAAGCAUGCCAAUCUCCACUAGUGAUAGAACUACAGAUACCAAGUACAAUAAAACAAACGGAGACAAUGAAAAUCAUUUCAGCACUUUUUAAUUGUACACAAUGAGAAAUGACAACCUUGUCAUCUGUAGUCAAGGUAUGUUUAUGUCUACAGGUAACCAGUGUUUCUAACUGUCUUGUCCUUGGAUGGAGACUUGAAUAAUUCCAUGUCACCUCACAGGACAACUCUUCCUCGCAAGUAAUGGAAUUAGUGCAAGUACUUAGUUGUGAAAACUAUUGAAGGAGACUGUUGAACGGGCGCUUUGGCAUGGAUAAGAAUAUCUAAUAAAGUUAGAAAAAAACUUGUGAUAUGAUAUGUGGUGUGAGUCUGAUGUAUGAUCUUGUUUUGUUGUUAUACAGUAUGUUGGAUAUGUGCUGUACGAGUGAUGAGUGCUGGGUGAAGUACUUCUGUACUUAAGUAUACUACUGUACAUAAUUGUUUUGCUCAUAGCCAUCAAAAUGUUAGCAAAUAACUUGUAAUUUUCACUGAGACAGCUUUUAAGGGAAAAUGGCAACUUUUUCAUGUCAAUUAUUGCAGUAUAUCACAAUGAAAAUACAAUAUUUUAAUUAUAUUGCGACGGUAGAGUUUAUGAGCAUAUACUUGGUCACUAAUUUAAGAAUCCACUGAGGGAUAGUUAUAGUUGUCGCUUUCUUUAGUAUGUGUGUAAACAAUUUACACGAGUAAAAAUGGAUUAGAAUAUAGAUAACUACAUGUAUUAUAUCUAUAAGGGGAGAUAACUACAUGUAUUAUAUCUAUAAGGGGAGAUAACUACAUGUAUUAUAUCUAUAAGGGGAGAUAACUACAUGUAUUAUAUCUAUAAGGGGAAUGGAAGUGGUAACUAUACACAUGUGAUGCUUACAUAUUUGAAGUAGAUACAUUGUAUAAGUAUUCUCUGUAAGAGAGUAUAAUUUGACAGUGACAAUGACAUGAACAAACCCUAACUUUUGAAUAUUGAUAAAUAUGAAAACAUGUCUAUUCAUCAUACAGUGAUAGUGGUAAAUGAACAUUACCCUGUGUUCUGAAAUCACCAACUUGAAUGUGUCUGUUUACCGUAUGUUAUUACACUGCCAUCUGUAAGUUCCUGAACUUCGCAGAAAAUGUUUUGAAAUUCAGUGAAUAUUAAAAUAUUGUUUAUUGUAAAUUUUUGCCUGUUAACUUCUUAUGGUUAUGCUUUUAUAGCCUAUCAAUAGUCAAUUAAGAUAUUGAUGAUAUAUACACUACAAAUCAAGAGAGUUAUGUUAUGGUACAUCUUUAAAAAAAAAACCAAUGUACCAAUAUUCUUUUAAAAGUAAGUAAGUAAAUACAUACUUUGGCACACUCAGAUUUUACCAGCUGACAAAUGAGUAUGGUAAUUAAUAGACACUCCCACUUGACUUGUCAUGACAGCAGUUAGCAUUGUGAUAAUGAAGUAGAAAGCUAUCAAUGAGAAAAUCGCUAAAAUAAAACUACCACUAAGAUGUGUAUGUAUACAGUAUCUUAACACCACAAACUACACAGACACAUUGGGGUAUGUCUGGUGUGUGUGUGAAAUUAAGCUUUAAGUUGAGGUAUUUAUUACGUGUUGUUUGUUAGCAAGAAUGUGUUUUAAUAUUAUUUCUUACACUCAAAUCAUACAUGUAAAUGUCAAUCUAUAUGUGUUAUUAGUUUUAAAAUACUAAAACAAUUUUUAUAUAAAUCAAAAAUAACUGGAACAUAACUUAUUGGAUACAAAUCACUAUCAGAGUUACUUGAUUGCUAUCUUUAUUUUAUUUCUUUAGUCUCUGAUGAAAUAAACAACUAAAUUUGAAAAUAUAUCAACCACGCAACGAACGAACGAGUGUAAACAUUGUUCUUACAUUAAGAUAAUGUUAAUUAUGAUAUUUUAAGAAAUACAUCUAUGAAAAGAAAAUUUGACUUCUGUUGAUUAGUUGAUCAAUUUAUGAUGGUGAGUCGACAUCCUUUGUCUGUGGUACGUACAUCAUGAAUAAUUUUGUUUGAUUAUUGUUCUGUUUAUGGAGAUCUUUCUCAAAAUUUUCACACAUUUCUCAUUAAAUACUGGUUGUACAACAUCACAUUCAUCACUGGAUAUGAAGAUAAAUAUGGCUGUAAGUGGCCAUCUUGGAUUUUUAGCCCACCAUCUGAUGAUAAUUGAGCUAGUCAAAUUGCCAUACAUCGUCUGUUAAUAAUCCCUAGCUUGUUAUCACUAUUACUUGAGAACUGAAAAAUAAAAACCUAACUUCACAUGAA
This is a messenger RNA of Pecten maximus, 3641 nucleotides long. RefSeq names its product mitochondrial inner membrane protein OXA1L-like. Gene Ontology annotation, cellular component: mitochondrial inner membrane. Gene Ontology annotation, biological process: protein insertion into mitochondrial inner membrane from matrix; mitochondrial respiratory chain complex IV assembly. The record is from RefSeq and is a predicted model, not a curated record. Gene Ontology annotation, molecular function: membrane insertase activity. The transcript is spliced from 9 exons. Bases 12 to 1103 code for a protein of 363 amino acids. Lineage: Eukaryota; Metazoa; Mollusca; Bivalvia; Pectinida; Pectinidae.